AUGAGAACAUCUGUUCACGUCUCAAUCAUGUUCCUCCUUAUAACUUUUUCUGACUGUGCUGUGAUUACAGGGGCCUGUGAGCGAGAUGUUCAGUGCGGGGCGGGGACGUGCUGCGCCAUCAGCCUGUGGCUGCGUGGGCUGCGGAUGUGUACCCCACUGGGGCGGGAAGGAGAGCUGUGUCACCCUGGCAGCCACAAGGUCCCCUUUUUCAGAAAACGCCAGCACCACACCUGUCCCUGUGUACCCAACCUGCUCUGUUCCAGGUUUCUGGAUGGCAGGUACCGCUGCUCCAUGGACUUGAAGAGCAUCAACUUUUAA
Messenger RNA from Chrysochloris asiatica (Cape golden mole), 318 nucleotides. RefSeq names its product prokineticin 1 (gene PROK1). The record is from RefSeq and is a predicted model, not a curated record. NCBI's taxonomy places the organism in Eukaryota, Metazoa, Chordata, Mammalia, Afrosoricida, Chrysochloridae. The coding region runs from base 1 to 318 and encodes 105 amino acids. The transcript has 3 exons.